Ceraceosorus guamensis is the source of this 317-nucleotide messenger RNA. RefSeq lists its product as hypothetical. The transcript has a single exon. The record is from RefSeq and is a predicted model, not a curated record. Lineage: Eukaryota; Fungi; Basidiomycota; Exobasidiomycetes; Ceraceosorales; Ceraceosoraceae. Bases 27 to 206 code for a protein of 59 amino acids.
CAGCGAGGCAGGUAGUCGUGACUGCCAUGUCAGCCACGAAAGUCUUGGCUUUGUCGUGCACCUGGAAGUACGAUCACUCCGUCGAUGAUCGACUGGAUCCAAAUGGGUUUCCCAGUCAAAUCGCGCACGCCCUGCUGGCAGUAUUCGCAAUUCUUGUCGCGGAGCAUGCUGCUGGAUUGCUAGGCAGUGCAACAGGUCUGUUGUGAUCGCUCCGCGGCCCCUCCCCUCCACACCACAACGUGCCUCCAAGUGACCGAUGCGACCUGUGUGUAUAUGUAUUUUGCAAGACGAAUAUGACUAUCAAGCCACCUAUGCCC